CCUUGGCAGUACUCGCCGCUCCGGACAUAGCGCUGAGAAAAAUGCUGCUCUCCGUGCCGCCAAGGACAGGAAUCAAUCCAUACAACGGCUACAACAGCAGAAACAGCAAAAAGCAAGCCUAUGUGUCCUCCAGCCACCAGAUGGCACCCCCCAGUCCCAACACCAACAGCAGCAGCGCCAGCAGUGCUGGGGGCGGGGAACAGCUGAGUAAGACCAACCUUUACAUCCGCGGCCUCCACCCAGGGACCACCGACCAAGACCUGGUCAAGCUAUGCCAACCCUAUGGGAAGAUUGUGUCCACAAAGGCCAUACUGGACAAAACUACUAAUAAAUGCAAAGGUUAUGGCUUCGUUGACUUUGACAGUCCAGCAGCGGCACAGAAAGCAGUGACCGCCCUGAAGGCCACAGGAGUCCAGGCCCAAAUGGCCAAGCAACAGGAACAGGACCCCACUAACCUGUACAUCUCUAACCUGCCUGUGUCCAUGGACGAGCAAGAGUUGGAGGGCAUGCUGAAGUCCUUUGGUCAGGUCAUCUCUACACGCAUCCUACGGGACGCCAACGGCACCAGUCGCGGUGUGGGCUUCGCAAGAAUGGAAUCUACAGAAAAAUGUGAGGCAAUCAUUCAGCAUUUUAACGGCAAAUACAUCAAAACCCCACCUGGUGUUCCAGUGCCCACAGAACCUUUGCUCUGCAAAUUUGCGGACGGAGGGCAAAAAAAGCGACAGAACCAAGGGAAGUACCUGCAGAAUGGACGGCCCUGGGCCAGAGACGGAGAAACGGGAGGAAUGACACUAGCAUAUGAUCCAACUGCCUUGCAGAAUGGGUUUUAUUCGCCUCCUUACAGCAUUGCUCCAAACAGAAUGAUUGCUCAGACGUCCCUGUCUCCAUACAUGCCCUCCCCUGUCUCAUCCUACCAGGUACCCACCCCGUCAUGGAUGCAUCAUCAGUCAUACCUUGUGCAGCCUGCUGGGACAGUCCUGACUCCAGCGAUGGACCAUGCUCUGUCCAUUCAGCCCACCUCAAUAAUGGGGCCUCUGACCCAACAGCUCAGUCACCUGUCUCUGGGCAGCACAGGCACAUAUAUGCCUGCUAACACAACUAUGCAAGGGACCUAUAUCCCACAGUACACCCCAGUGCCUCCCUCUAGUGUUCCAGUAGAGGAAAAUGGUGGACAACAGCAACAAGUUGCUAUAGAAACACCUACAGAACACACAAAUUACUCCUACCAGCAUACCAAGUGAAACAAGGCCCCCAGUAAGGGUGGUACAUGUUCGCUUGGACAAUGGAAAACCUUCGUGGAGAUUUAACAGGGUUCCACAGCUGAACAGUACCGGAAACAGACACAGAUGGCAAAAGGAAAGUGUGUCUUUUUUGGUUAAAAAAAAAGAAAAAAGACAUCCUUCAUCUUUCGCUUGGGUCUUCUUCUCUCUUCAAGAGUCAUUCAACCAAAGGUGGGAGAUUACAGCAAAGGAGCUUUAACCUAUUUUGAUAAGAAAAACAAAAAAAGAACAACAGUAAAAAAAUGGCUGAGUGGUUGAGAAAAGGGUAAAGAAAGACACAAUGUGUUGUUUUUAUGCACGUCACAGAUAAGGAAACAGAAAGCUCCAACGCAGUGUGUCUUUUAUUUUUGUAAAAUAUGCAAACAUUUGUUUUCUAGGUUUUUUUUUCCUUUUUUUCUGUAAGCAGCAGUAUAUUUUUGUACAGAUUCAAAACUGAACAAUGCAUUUUGUUUGUCAUAUUUUCACAUUGUUAUUUUGAUGUUGAUAUCAUAGAUUUUAGUUAAGGAAACCUAAACCAUUUAAAGCCACUUUGUACAUGCCCAUCCAUUAUAAGAAACCUCAAACUCCAACCAAGACUUGUCCAGAAAUGUCUUUUUAGUACUAUCAAGCUAAUUUUUUGAUCUUAAUUUUUUAAUCAACAGACAAUCAUGUCUCUUUUUAAUAUUUAUUUGUUAGAUGUAGUUCUAAUUUAGUUCAUACAAAUCUGUCACUCAUGAAAUUGUUAAAUUCUUCGUAAACAAAUUCUCAUCACAAAGAAUUCAUGUUGUCAUCUUAUAUGAAAAUUAGUAGUUUAUCUUAUAUUAACACUAUGUUGGUGACAUUGAGCCAAUGUAGAGAACUAAUAUUAUUCAUUGUUUUUGGUCUCAAUGUGAAGCAUUUUUCCCCAAACCCAAUUUUUUAAUUAUAAGAACUAUUUAUUUUUCAACAAAAUUGUUUUGGAUUAUGUUAUGUGACUAAGAAUCUCACUAAGAACGUUUUUAGAUGUCAAAAUGUCUUUCAGGAGAGACAUUAUAACUAAAAAAUGACUCCAAGUCUAAAUCCCUGAGCAGUUGAUCAUAGUGUGAAAUCAGAUUAAUCUGUUUGUUUGUCAUGCACGAUGACCAACACUGGCCCCACUAAUCAGUCACUGCAGAAAUGCCCAGACUGAAAGGGACCAAUCAAUUUCAAUUUAAAUAUUAUCCACAAAAACAGUCUGUGUGUGUGUCUGUGUGCCUAUGUGUGUGUGCAGGCGUGCACGUGUGUGUGUGUGCGCGCGCGUUUCUUCCAUUGUAGAUCAAACUUACCUAACCGCACUCAUUCUGCUAUCUAAUUUUUUUUUUUUUUGGUUUAUUUUGUCUGGAGUUGCACUGUGAGAAUUGGAUGGUUUAUUGGAACUACCUAUGUUUGAACACAAAAACAGCAUAUAAAUAAAUGGGUUUAGCUGACAAACUGCCUAUAUAAUUCCAUUAAGAAGAAGUGGCUUUAAAUGGUUUUUUAAUUCUUAUUGUAAAGAUUCAGAUAUUCUGAUAACAUCUUUACCUGGAGAGGUCCUCACAAUGCCUACAAUACGUCAUGCAUAUUCUCUAACCAACUACAACAGCCAGGCCAACUUAGAAUGCUAGUAUUUAACAAGCAUGAACACUGUUUGAAGAUAGGUUGGAUGACAUACAUCUGCUGCAAGUGUUUGUGUUGAAUAUGCGAUUGUAGUUGUAGACUGAGCCGGCGGAGGCUUUGUGCCUGAUUAAGGCAGUAUUAUAUUUAGGCGGAAUAUGAGGACCAGCCCAGAUAAUAUGUAACCAGAAUUUUUCUAGUGUACAGUACAGAGAGAGGGAGAGAAAGACAAAUUAAAAUGCCUUAGAUUCGGGUGCUGGGGUUAAUGUAGAGAAUACAAAGAGUAAAAUAGAUUAAGAAGGACACAGAUAAAGGAGAGAGUCCUUCAAAGCUUUGUAACUGAGAGGAUGGGAGCGAGCAAGAUUUUUUUUUCUCAGUGCUGCUGUUGUUUUCUAAAAUUGAUUCCUGUCUUUCACUGAUUUUAUUUUCCUUUCAGAACAUUUGUUUUGUUCUUUUUCUCUCUCUCUCAUCUGAAAUCUUUUUUUUCAGCUGUAUUGUCAUGUUUUGGGGCAAAAUUAACCUUUUGAUAAAUUUCCUGUAGAUUAUAGAAACCUUCCAGCUAAAGGUUAGAAACUUUCUGUGUGUAUUGUAGAGUUGCCUCUUUUUCCUGAGAUUCAUAGGAUUUUUUUUUAAAUGUGUUUGACUUGCAAGUUUCUCCAUAGAGGAAGCUUCUUUCUGAGUCCUUUUCAUCCACUUCUUUCUCUCUUUAUGCACUUGUGUGUUUUGUGACUUUAUCUCUGGCUGAUCACAGAGGGACUUCAUGAGGUUCAAAGAAUUAUCAAACAAAAACACUUUUAACAGUGAAAACUUAUAUUUCAGGAUAACAAUAUCCUCAAAUCCUCAAAAAGAUCGAAUUCAUCUAUUUUAAAAUGUAAGUACAUACAGCAACAUGCUAUUUGUUUAAUAAUGAACAGUGAUAAAAUAAAGACCCCAGUUUGAAAAAUGUCCAUUUAAUAUGAAUGGCCCACCUAGAGACGGAAAAAUUCACCAUUUAUGUCAGAGGGAGUAUUUUAGCCUUCUGAGUUUCUAAGCUAUAUAAGGGCUUUUUAAAGGCUACUGGCCACUUCAUUUCUUAUGCAAUUUCUGCAUUUGAGGCUAUCUGAUUAAGUAACCAUAAGGGCUACACCCUUUGCGUUGCUUUGAAAUGUAAAACAUCACAUUGAGUUUAAGCAACUGAUAACAUUAUCCAUGGUGAAAGGUGUCACUUGAAACAUUCGAGGAAAAGGGCCUCACCCCUUAGUUAGAAUCACUUUGACUUCUGUUUUCAUAACAAGUAAGUAACUUGUUAGCUUAACUAAAAUGAUUAAAAAAAUAAAAAAAAUAGGAAAGGAAAAGGAAAAAUUUCUUAUUCAACACUGUCUCUCAGACAAAGGUAUUGAGCUGUCGAGUUUCAAAGAGAACAUUGUCACUGAUCUUGUCUAUGUCUCUCUCUCAGUCACUUCCAAAAAGUUUUGCAAGUACCUGUUACCAAAGACAAAAAAGCCAUUCACCAUUUAAACAAGCUGAAAGUUUAAAGCUAAUUUUGUUAAUAGAAAUAAGCUGUUUAGACCUGUUUGGCAUAGUGACAUUCAUGGUUGUAUUCACUUCAUUUAAAUUUAUUCAGCUGUCUUUGAAAACAAGCAAUAUGGUCAUUUAGGGACAGAUUUGUUGUUAAAAUUUUAGCAUAGGGUCUUCAUGAGAUCUGGACAACUUUCUCCCCCUUUGUUCAUAAACCUCACUUUAAGCUGAAAAAGAGGAUAGACUAUGGAGUUUCUAAACUUGAUAUUGAGGUAUUGGUCAGGUGAUGAAAGUAACUGACACAAGUACAAGUUUUUCUCCACUUUUGUACAUAGUGGGAUGCAUCCUUCUUCUUUUACUCUCAAAAUUGUCCAGGCUUUGUCACUCUUGUCUGUUACCUGUUUUUUUUUUGUUUUUUUUGUACAUACAACUAUGAUUUUUUUUCUUUCGGAAAAACACUAAUAAUUUUAUUCACAGGUUAUCACAUGCAGGUCACCUCAUGAAGGAAAGAACAUGGGUUUUAAUUUUGACUUUCACAAAAAAAUUAAACCUGGUAAAAUGUGUGAACCAUCACUAUGAAUACAGAAAAUCUCGUUUUGAAACUAUGAAAUGACCUACUUUUACGGUAUUUAGAAACAUUUUUGUCACCAAUUUACUUUUUUAACCAUUUUUUUAAGAAAUGCUAAUUAAGACAGAAGUUUAUUUGAUAUUUAAGGUGAAGAGAUGGUAAACAAUGAAUUUAAAAUCUAGUUAGAUAACAAUGCAAAAUUAGAACAGGAUUAAUUCAUUUUUGACUGCUGAAACAGUAAACAAAAGGAAACUAUUAAUCUGAUUUCCUUGUGAAUUUCUUCUUUUAAUUAAAGUAUAGUCAUCAUUUAUUAAUCAAACAUUUGAUGGUCUAACCAUCAAAACAGUUCCAUUUCAUGGACACUGUAUCAGUCCAGGACAAAUUUUUUUAGAUAUAAAGCAGUUGUUUUAUUGCUAUAUAUCUUUAUGUGUAAAUAUGUCAUUAAUGUAAUUAAUUAUUGCUCACGAAGAAAGGUCUUUUCGGCUCUUCUAAUGGCUUAUUUCAUAGUUUCAAAACAUUUUGCUGCUAUAACAGGAUGUUGAAGCAGUUCAGGAGAAAGCCAUGUACAAAAGGAUCCUUAAUUGAAUCCUUGCAAAAAAAAACCUUUGCCACUCAAACCUGCAGGACUGAGUUUGUCAAUGUGCCUCAAUGAAUAAUACAGAACGUGGUAAUGCCUCAGAAUGUGGAACAAGGUAUUAUUUUUGUGUUCAAUUUGUUAAAAAGCCAAGCAUUUUUUGUUUCUUUUACUGUAAAUUAGCUAUGCAUAUUAUAUUUUUACAUGAGGAGACAUGCCUUAAAAUGUGAGCUCCCAAUUCUGAUGUAUAACCAGAGGAAAGAAAUCACCUUUGAUAGUUACAAAACUUACAAAUAUAUGUAUUUAUUUCAGAUCAUAGGAAAGAAAAAAAAAGUUCCCAAAUUAUUAAUCAAAUUAAACAUCAAAUAAAUGUUGAAACAAUAGAUUAUUAAAAGAAAACACAAUUACAUAACUGUUGUGUUUGUUAUGUAGACACGCAAUUUCUAUGAAAUCUGUAAUUGAUAUCUUUGCAUAACUUGUACGUAACGUUAGGCUCUCCAGCUUAGUUAUAUUGGGCUGUGAGAUCACCAAUAUCAACAUAGUUUUUGUUUUUUUGUUUUUUCCUAGCCAUGUUAACCGUCCAUGAACUCAGAAUUCACCAGGUUUGACUUGUCAGUCAGUUUGACAUAGUAAUGACUGAAAAGACAAUUGGCUUAUCUCUUGAACUGCAGUAUAACAUGCUUUUUAUUUAUGUAGGAGAAGAAUUUUGAUAUGUAAGUCGGUUUAGCUAGCCGACAGUUUUUUUUUGUCUUCCUGUUUCUCUGUUUCUCUGUUUUUUAUUCAUUGAAAAGAAAAAAGAUUUAUUUCUGCUCUCCUGGUUUUACUCUUUUUUGGAAUUCAAUCUGUUGAUUUUCUUUUUUUUUAAUAAAAAUUCUUGUUUUUCA
Chanos chanos (milkfish) is the source of this 6393-nucleotide messenger RNA. RefSeq names its product RNA-binding motif, single-stranded-interacting protein 2. NCBI's taxonomy places the organism in Eukaryota, Metazoa, Chordata, Actinopteri, Gonorynchiformes, Chanidae. The record is from RefSeq and is a predicted model, not a curated record. Gene Ontology annotation, molecular function: RNA binding. The transcript has 14 exons. The coding region runs from base 42 to 1241 and encodes 399 amino acids.